This is a messenger RNA of Doryrhamphus excisus (bluestripe pipefish), 7101 nucleotides long. NCBI's taxonomy places the organism in Eukaryota, Metazoa, Chordata, Actinopteri, Syngnathiformes, Syngnathidae. The record is from RefSeq and is a predicted model, not a curated record.
CGGAAGCGCUUAGUUGAGAUUCACCAAAGAAGAAGAGCGGAUGCGGAAAUACAACAGCAGUACACAUAGUACAUCUUGUGUUACUGCGAGGAUUAAACAUUCUUUAGGUUCUUCACCACAUACCGAUACUACAUCCAGGGCAUCCACCCUCUAAAAAUGGCAUUCCGACAUCAGUGGCAUUCUGUGCGAGAGCAGUACGAGCAGCACUUCUCACCGAUGGACACAAGAGAGGUGACGGUGCAUCGAGUGGUCAACAUCGUCGACAGGAGAAACGCCCACCCUUCAUCCGGGGGUGCGAUGAGCUACGACAGAUCAUUCAAUGAGGACCAGUGGUACAACGACGCUCCGAACUAUCCCGGUGAAGCGUGCCGCAUGGAAGACGACUACAUGCCAAACCGCUACUACGAAGAAAACCCCAACUACGGCAAUGGCCGCCGAGACUCACCACCCCGCCAUCAGGAGCUGCCUUACCAGCGUCCACGUUACGGCAGAGAUGAUCUGAGGCAUCAGUUGCGUUCAAGGCAAAAUGGCCGCCCCGGUCCGUAUUUCAAAACCAGAGGCCGAGGCCAGUCUCAUGACCGAGACGAGCGGAAUCACUUCAGGCACAGCCAGAAUGCGGAGUGGGAGCGUCUGCCCGGGAAGAAGAAAGGGCCGCCAGCUGCCAAAAAGAACAGCUCCUCGGAGUCCGAGAAAGGCUCAGGGCAGUCUCCAAAGACUAAAAGCCUUGCUGUGACAGUCCACACUCCCAGCGUCUCACUGGUAGAAUCCCCUCAAACGUCUUCAUCAUUAAAGCAGGAAAAAGCUUCCGACUCUGAAACGGGGGCGGAGGACAAGGAGGCGGUGCAGGAGGUGCUGGAGGUGCCUCCUCUCACCCUGGAGCCCAAGGCCGCUCAAGACGAAGGCGUGAAGGCACGGCGGUCGGAAGCCAUUAAAGCCAAAGUGCUGGAUAUUGAGAAGCAUUAUAGGCAGGAUUGCCAGACGUUCUCCACGGUGGUGAAGAUGCUGGUGACCAAGGAGCCGGCGUUGGAGACGCUACUCAACGGGGCUCUCGACGCCAACUUGGAUGAAAUGAGAGGGCGCUGCCUAGCUGCCAUCAGGCACUAUGUGAAAGAACUGGAUGAGUCCCUGGAGUUGUCAGGAACCCCGAGCUAGUAUGGAAAAAAUUUAUUUUAUCAAUACAUUUCACAUUCUUCCGGGCACAUAAAGUAGAAGCCUUGAUUUUUAUGUUUUUAAUAUACCCCGUGUAGGUGUACAACGUAUUUACCAUCCUCUAAUCACCAAAAUACUCACUGGUUGACCUUCUUGUCAUUUUAUUUGUCAAAUUCAAAUUUUUUUUUUUUACUUUUUACUGAUGGUUGCAAUGUUGCACUGCAGUUGAUAGAAAACUGCCAUACAUGCUACGCUAUGCUAUGCUAUAUGUACAGUAACAUGUAUAUAUACUAGCAUAUAUAUGUCAUAUCAUGUUUAUAUAUGUAUGCUAUUUCCAGUAGUCCCUCAUUUAUUGCGGUUAAAUUAAUUUCUCCAAUAUAUAUGAGUCAAUGUUAAAUCAAAUAUUUUGGUAGUUAGCAUAGAAAACCUGUUUCUGAUUAUUGAAUAAUUACUGUAAUUUCCGGCGUAUAAACGACACUGGUGAUUAAGCCGGCCUGAUUACAUAUCAUGGCGUGCGUUUGUCCGUGACAACCAGGAAGUAUGGAAAAAAACUCGUGAACCCAUCGGAUAUUGCAGGUCAUUACUCAAAAUAACAGUCCAGUCAUCUUUGAUAGAACGCUAAAAAACAUUACACAGAAACGUAAUACUCAAAAGCUAGCUCGUAUAUAUAUACAAUACAAGAACCGCUUCCCAGUAUGCAUUGCUUCUAAGAUGGGAAGCAAUUAAGAUUACGCUACACUCGUGUUUGUACAUGUUUGUAUAUUUCUGAGCUACCUUUUCAGUGUCAAGUCGCUGUGUGAUGAUUGUAGCGUUCUUUGUACGAUGACGUCUGUUAUACUGAGUGACUUCCUGUGAUUUCCGGUGACUCUGCAUGUCGCCUGGGAUAGGCUCCAGCGUACAGCCUCCCCCAGCUAGCCUAGCGAACACAAGCCGCAUAGAGAAUGAAUGAGUGAGUAUUUUAAAUGGGUGCUAGCGAUGCCUUUUAGCAGUAUUCUUGGACCAAUAUAAACAAUAUUUAACUGUUUGCUAACUUAUCCAAUUUUAAACUACACAAUCAUAUUGGCUUUCAAAUAAAAAUUGACCUAAAAUGAAAUUAUUUGCAUUUUUGUCCAUGUUGGCGGGAGUGGGGUCAAGUACACACAAAUGACAUUUUUAUUAAAAUAACCUUAUACUCCAGUUUAUACAUUUAUACAUGUUACAAUAGAAAUGAGUUUAUUACAAACACUUGAAGAAAGCGUGAUUCUGAAUGCCAGUUUAAGACCGCCUGGACUGGGAGGAAACCAGUUAGUUGAUGGUCUUCUGUUGCUCAUCAAUGUACUGUACUUGGCUAUGUUUGUAUUGUAAUAUGUAAAUACUAGGGAUUUCCGAUACUGGCGUUUUUUCCGAAAAACGAUAUACCGAUAUUGUUGAACUUUCAAUUUCCGAUACCGAUAUCAGCCGAUAUCGAUAUGUAUAAAAUGACAUAUCUCCCGUGGCGGAAUGAUAUCCGUUUUCAUGAUCCGGAAAAAUCUGAUACCGAUAUCAACUGUUGCAGAUAAUUAUUAUUAUUAUUAGUACCGAUAUCGGACAUCUCUAGGAAAUACAGUGUUCCCUCGUUUAUUGCGGGUAUAGGUUCCCAAUAUAGCCCUGGGGAUAAAAUUGCCAACAUACAAAGACUGCAAGCUAGCAAGCUAGCUGGUUCCGCUUACUGGUUAUACGUUGGGUGGUGGUGAUAUUACUCCUGAUAUUACUCACCACAACUAUGUUCUUAAAAUCGCACGGAAAAAAGAUCAUACGUGCGAUUGUGACCUCGGUUUAAGUCGAGAGUAAAAAAAAUUUGCCACAUUUUAUCUUAUUGCAGUAUUUACAUGUAAUAUAUAUAUAUAUAUACAUUAGAGAAUCGCACUUUAUUAUCAAAUCCUAUAAAGUUGGUUUUGCAGCUCGGGGUACAAACAGGAAGUCCAUGUAAUGUGACCAACCACAGCAGAGUGGGUGUGCCUGUGGGUGGAAUACGUUAAAACAGCGUUUUUGCAGGAACCACAAAACCCAAAGAAAUACAGCUGAAUAGGUGCAGAUUCUGGAAGAACUAGAUGUUAUUGUGUGUAACUGCUCUAUAGGAGUCCACAACUCAAUACAAAUGGCCCAGAAAUUAGCAUCAUAGGUCCCCUUUAACUGUUUACUAAAUAAGUGUUUAUAUAUUAAUAUUAAUAUUAAUAAAUUAAUUAAUACGUUUGUUAUUUUGACGGGCUGCAAGGCGGUCGAGUGGUUAGCAUGCAGACCUCACAGCUAGGAGACUCGGGUUCAAUCCCACCCUUGGCCAUCUCUGUGUGGAGUUUGCAUGUUCUCCCCGGUUUCCUCCCCCAAACGUACAUAGAGUGUUAACAUGCUAACAGUUAGUAUGUUGUGUUAUUAACAAGCUAAUGUAAACAUGUUAGCAUUUUAGCUAUUUUCAUGGGUAUUACCUUACAUAAGGCUGCACGGUGGACGAGUAGUUAGUGCACAGACCUCACAGCUAGGAGACCCGCGUUCAAUUCCACCCUCGGCCAUCUCUGUGUGGAGUUUGCAUGUUCUCCCCGGUUUCCUCCCCCAAACUUACAUAGAGUGUUAACAUGCUAACAGUUAGUAUUCUUGUGUUAUUAACAAGCUAAUGUUAACAUGUUAGCAUUUUAGCUAUUUUCAUGGAUAUUACCUUACAUAAGGCUGCACGGCAGUCGAGUGGUUAGCGUGCAGACCUCACAACUAGGAGACCUGGGUUCAAUUCCACCCUCGGCCAUCUCUGUGUGGAGUUUCCAUGUUCUCCCCGGUUUCCUCCCCCAAACUUACAUAGAGUUUUAACAUGCUAACAGUUAGUAUGCUUGUGUAAUUAACAAGCUAAUGUUAACAUGUUAGCAUUUUAGCUAUUUUCAUGGGUAUUACCUUACAUGUGUGGCGUUUGCAUGUUCUCCCCGUGCAUGCGUUGGUUUUCUCCGGGUACUCCGGUUUCCUCCCACAUUCCAAAAAAAAACAUGCUAGGUUAAUUAGCGACUCCAAAUUGUCCAUAGGUAUGAAUGUGAGUGUGAAUGGUUGUUUGUCUAUAUGUGCCCUGUGAUUGGCUGGCCACCAGUCCAGCAUGUACCCCGCCUCUCUCGCCCCAAGACAGCUGGGAUAGGCUCCAGCACCCUUUGCGACUCUCGUUAGGAUAAACGUUAGAAAAUGAAUGAAUGAAUGAAUAUUUACAUUUUUAAUUAUAAAUAUGCAUUACUCUGAAGUUACUCAAUAUUGUAUUAAUUUACCAGCCACAGAAGUUCAUAUUGAAAUAUGAUAUAUUUAUCAUAUCAUAUCAUGUUACUGAAGAAGAACCCAACUGUGAGACCAAAGCCUAAGAUAUGAUGCAGUUUUUACUCUUAUGUCCUUUGUUUUUGAAUUUAGUCCAUUGGUCAUACGAAGGGGAGGACAGGUCUGGAACCGGGCCUGGUAGACCUUCAUCAUAGUAAUGUCUAAGCGGUCUCGGUUGAGGGAUAGGCUGACCCAGGAAGAAACCCUCCUCCUCUGAAUCAGAGGAAGAGGAUGAACAUGUAGAGCACCAGUCGUCAUGGUCCCUGCACAGAUCUAAGAACCUCCCCAUGGCCGAGCCGUUAAGCCUGUAGUCUGACCCGGUAGCAGCAGGUGGGUGUCUGUGGAAAACCGGUUCUUUCCGAUGCCCACUGUGGUCCGCUUUGUAGCCCCUCUGUUUGGGUAGAAGAUUAAGAGCGUUAUCCGAGCGAGACUUGCGGCUGUGACGCCUCCUGUGAUGGCGACAGUGUCCCCUGGAGUCAACUUCCUGGCCCUGCUCCUCAAAAUGGAACGCUCUCCGGCGAGUCCGUUCACUCAUGGGGGGUUGCCGCAUCGGGAGGUCGUCGUAACGGUCGAUAAUGUCAUCUGAAAAUUUCACCUGCUGGUUCCUAGACUGUGAACGUGACCUCCUCAGGGUGGGUACAUGUGGUUUGGGUGUGUCCUCCAUUGCUGGAACUUCUGGAACAUUUCCAUCCACUUCCUCUUCCUGCUCAGAUUCAAGACUCUUCAGGGAAUUUGAACUCCUGUGUAACAUGGAGGAGUUAAGGGUCCCCAUGUUGCUUGUGUUCUCACAGUCCUCAGUCUCCAGAUCGUGGAAGCCAUGCAUGGAGAAAACCAAAGACCGGUCUUUCGUAUCACCAUCAACCGAAGUACCUAAGAAAGGAGAACGCAUUCAGAAUACUUCUACAUACUCGUGGAAUGAAAUGAUUAUUAUGUCGUGACGCUUCUCACCGGUAAUAUUCGAGAGAGCCAAUGAGUCCAUGGAGUCUCGGACACUCUGAUCCGUCUUCUUGAACCGGUCUGGAAUGCACUCCAAAGAUCCAGCCCCAUGGUCUAGCUCCAACUCUUGGAUCUUUCUGUUGCUAGCCGGGCCCGGAUGACUACCGUAAGCUGAGUCCCCCAAUCCGUCCUGAGACUGGGCCCAGUACAUGUCAGCCUGGUACUUCUUACUGGCUAGACUUCCUCUUCCUUCUCCGUCGCUGUUAGCAUCUUUGAAGGACUCCGGUUUUAGCUUUGCUUCCCUUUCCACCACCCAAACAUUCGUAGGUGUGCGGUCACUGUCUUGUCUGAAGACCCCGUUUUCCCCGAAUUUCAACAGUAGCUGAGUCAUGUAGUCUUCAUGCUCCGCCCACUCCUCCUUCUCGGUUUCCUCACCACUCCCCCUCCAGAAAUGCUCAUCAGAUAAGUUCAAAUGUGUGAACUUGUCGGUCAUGGUGUCCUCAAAGUUUCCGCUGAAUCCAGGAAACCUGUAGUUAACCGCCGGCGAAAAGAGAAGCGACUGUCGGCAUUGAUCACCUGAUCGGCUGCUUUUGCCCAUACGUAUGUUACGACGCGACUCCCGGGAACGCGCCGACUGGAAGGCCGAGUCCGAGGAAUCGGAUGCUUGUGUGUCUUCUCCCAGACUGCAGGCUUUGGAGCAGUAGAUGCGACCUUGGUGUGGCAGGAAGGGGCACCCCAUAAGGGAGCUCUUACACUGGGCGCAGCUGAAACAGGUCUCGGUGGCAUGCCAGUGGAGACCGUCGUAAGUCAUCUGGGCAUUAUCAACACCUGAAAAGUAGGAAAUUAUCGAGAAAAAUCGAAGCUAGAAUCGUACAUUCCUGGCAGAUACCGAAGAAAAAGAUCAUUGCGCGAAUGCUAAACUUACCGAUAUGUUCUCCGCAAGCCUCACAGAAUUCCGCGUAGAGCGACUCGAAGCAUCCACAGCAGUAGGGUCUGCCGUUCUUCAUGAUGUAGCGCUGUCCCCCCAGAACCGUCUCGCAUUCAAAACAGGAGAAGUGCUUCAUGUGCCAGUGGCGCCCCUCAGCCUCCGUGCACUCGUCAGCAAAUAUAAUCUGAAGGCAAAAGAUACGCAGUAGUUGACCACGUUUAUGUAGUACACUUCGUGUACAGUUCCCACUUCCACAUGUCCAAAAGGAGUACGAAGAAGCAAAGCUUAUUAAAUCCUACCCCUCCAUCUGGUACUUUUACAAUCAGUAACUCUUACAUUUGUUCAAUUCCUGCUUUCUUUAUUUAAUUUUAUUUAAUUUUUAUUUUAUUUUAUUUUAUUUUUAUUAAUUUUAAUUUAAUUUAAGUUUAAUUUUGAUUUUAGUUUCAUUUAAUUUAAUUUUGAUUUUAGUUUUAUUUAGGUUCAAGGACAAUCUAUUAUCAUCAAACCAUAUUUUUAGUGUGACCAUUUCUUCUCUGACAUUCUAAUGAUCAGUAACUGUUGCAUUUGUUCACUUCCUGCUUUCCUAAUAUAAUUUAAGUUUUUUUUUAAAAACAUUUUUUAAUUAAUUUUUUUAAUGAUUUCUAUUUAUUUAUUUAUGUAUAUAUUUGUGUAUUUAUGUAUUUAUUUAAAUUUUGCGGGACUUUGAGGUGAAGCAAAGCUUAUUAAAUCCUACCCCUCCAUCUGGUACUUUUACAAUCAGUAACUGUUACAUUUGUUCACUUCCUGCUUUCCAA